Molecule: messenger RNA, 1008 nt
Organism: Ectocarpus siliculosus
Lineage: Eukaryota; Phaeophyceae; Ectocarpales; Ectocarpaceae
Source: the annotation of a GenBank genome assembly
CCAACGUCCCACAAACGUUCGACCGAAGCCACCCACGCUCUCAUCCGCAACGAUACUCUCGGCAACACUCGGCAAGCGAAGUGCUCUAUACCGCAUCACAGGGUAACCUAGAUACCUCUUUCUUCACAACACGAUCAUGAUGGUACAAGGCUUUUCCAGCGUCUUCGCAUCGGCGGUGUGUCUCCUGACAGCCUCGACGUCCGCGUUCGUAGUGCCCUCUGCGCGCGUGCACGCGCUCGCACCCCGCGCCGCCGCCGCCACCACCGCCACCUCGGCAUCCGCCCUCCGAACAUCAGCAAGGCACAGCCGGCGGUCGGCGCUGUUCAUGUCGGAGGAAGCGGAGGAGGCGGUGGAGGAGGUCGCGCCGGCGGCGCCCGUGGCAGAGCAAGACCCCGCCCAGGACGCAACAACGAGUGUAAAGUCGUUCUUCGCACCCAACGAGAACGUCCGGCUGGGAUCCAGCCGCGACCAGGACGGAAAGUCCAACGUGUGGGCUGUCGAGCCCAAGAUGAGGGUGGAGGGGACUGACGUGGAAACCCCCGAGUCUAACUCGCUGCUUGUCGUGGGGGGGAUCGUCGGGGCGCUGGUGGUGGCAAUGUCGGCAACGAUCGCCUUGUUGCCGUCUCCGGACUCCAUGUAAAACACCAAAGUCUUUUUCAGCACGGUGGGGGGGGGGUUGGCCCGACGGGGGGCGCGAGUGGCGGCGGUGCGGUGGUGUUUGUGUAUGGGGCAUCGCUUCACGGGAGCAUGUAUACAGAGCCGGGCAUGAUUGCCGCACCGCCAUUGCGAGCACCCCCGUGAAAAGGAGGAUCAAGAAGACCCACGAAACCGAAAUCUUGGGGUGUUGGACGAGAUCGUCGGCGCCCUUCUUUGGGAAGGAGAACGCCUCUUCGGGGGGGGGGACUAGAGAAAGAAGUGCGUUGCAGAGAGGCGUUUUCCUUCUUCUAGUGUCUCUGUCUCAGUUCAGAAGAGUUUGGAAACGGUUUAGUUCGAGCUGGUUGUUGUCAC